Molecule: messenger RNA, 2139 nt
Organism: Lepidothrix coronata (blue-crowned manakin)
Lineage: Eukaryota; Metazoa; Chordata; Aves; Passeriformes; Pipridae
Gene: RGS19
Product: regulator of G-protein signaling 19
Exons: 6
Coding region: 289-888 (199 amino acids)
Source: RefSeq, a predicted model, not a curated record
CCCCCCUCCCUGCCCGCAGACCCGGCGCUCCUGGCGAUGCCACACACCCCCUGAGCUGGCCGGGGUCACCCCGGCUGGCACCCGCCACCACCACGUGAUGGCCAGGCUGCAGGCUCCAUCCAGGAGGCGGCAGGGACGUUAGCCGGGGGGUCUUGGCACGGCUCACCCACAGGCUGGGAGGAGCAGAGAGAGGCACAACAGCCCCUGGAGCACGACCCAACCCCGUCCACCGUGUAUGAGGCUGGGACGCAGUACGCAGGACCCGCGUCCGCAGAGACACCCCUUCCGAUGUCCCGACAUGAGACUUCUCCGACAACGGUGCAACCCGCCAGCAACCACCGCCCCAAUGCCUGCUGCUUCUGCUGGUGCUGCUGCUGCAGCUGCUCAUGGAACGAGGACCGGGAGCGAGCGUGGAGGGCAUCCCGGGAGACCAAACUGGAGCCCAUCCCUAACUGUGAAGCGUGUGCCAAACCCACGCCAGAGGAGGUGCAGGGCUGGGCACAGUCCUUCGACAAGCUGAUGAAGAGCCCGGCGGGGCGCAACGUCUUCCGGGAGUUUUUGCGGACUGAGUACAGCGAGGAGAACAUGCUCUUCUGGCUGGCCUGUGAGGAGCUCAAAACCGAGUGCAACAAGCACACCAUCGACGAGAAGGCCAGGAUGAUCUACGAGGACUACAUCUCCAUCCUCUCUCCCAAGGAGGUGAGCCUGGACUCGCGGGUGCGGGAGGUCAUCAACCGGAAGAUGCAGGAGCCGUCCUCGCACACCUUCGACGACGCACAGCUCCAGAUCUACACGCUGAUGCACAGAGACUCCUACCCCCGCUUCCUGAACUCUGCCAUAUACAAAUCGCUGCUCCAGAGCGUCUCCCACUCCUCCUCGGAGUCCUAAGGGCGCCCACCGGCCACGGGGACACUGGUGGGGACACAGUGGCUGGAGGGGCUUGGUGCCUCCUCACCUCCGCCACCUUCCCUGCUGGCCCCCACGAAGUUUUUAGCUUUUUACCUAUGAACUGUCACCCUGGUGUCCGGGCCACGCUCCAGGACUGUCCCCGAGGCACAGCCCGGGCCAGCUCAUACUACUGAACCCUUGCCCCGUCCCCGCCGCUGGCCGGAGCGAGCUGGGGGAGCUCACGGGAGAGCGCCCGGGACCCGGUUUCCCCCACACCCUGUUUUGAAGAGGUCACUUUAUCCCAUCUCCACCACACCCGGGGACACGGCACAUCCCCAUUUCCCACCUGAGACCCAGCUGGGGACUGAGUUGGGGGUUUUUUUGAGGUGGGGGGGAGGUCAAUUGUUGUUUGGUUUGGUUUGGUUUUUUUUUACUUUUAAUUUUAAAUGCUCUUUUGGUUGGCUUUUACUGGGGGACUCGAGGGGCGGGAGGGGGGUUUGACAAGUGUCUCUGUACAUAUAAAAACUUGUCAGGUUUACAUCACUCGGUCUGUUUUAAGUGGCCCAAGGGGUGGGGGGCAGUGCUGCAGCCUGUCUGUAUUCCUUAGGAAUAUGGAUGGAGCAGAGGGCUCUGAGGGGCCAGAAAAGACCGUGGGGAUAUGCUCAGCAGGUGGGCAGGGGGUAUCCUACAGCUGCCUCCCCCACCAGUCCCUGUCACACAUCAGCACUGCUCCAGCCCCAGGACAUCACGUGCUGUCACCCCAAACCCAGAGCAUCCUGCACCCUUGGUUCAGGGACCUCAGAAAUGGGGAAAACACCUGUGCAGGUGUGGUUUGCCCUCCUGCAGAACCCACAGGCACCAGGAGCCCUGAAUGGCUGGCCCACACCUGCCCCACCAGUGGGGAGAAGCCCAAGGAUCUGCCCUGGUCCUUUGGAAGCUGCUUGUGACCUGGGCUCCACCCAGGAUGGGAAAUGUCACAGGGAAGAUACAGAAUAUCCAUGUGUUUUUGUACAGCACAAGGAAUGGUUUACUGGAGCCCCAGCAUACAGGCUUAAAACACGUCUGUCCCUGCCCUCCACACUGAAAUGAAGCCAAUGCAGGGGUUUUGAUGCUGGUCUUUGCUUUUCCUGACCCACUGCAGCAGUUUCCUAUUUUCCACCCAUUCCCCUCCUUCUCUCUUUGGCCCUUCCACAGAAAAGAGUACUGGUUCUUUUUACUGAAGAUAUUCUUUAAACAAACAAAUUCUUUUAG